This is a messenger RNA of Blepharisma stoltei, 1582 nucleotides long. The record is from the annotation of a GenBank genome assembly. NCBI's taxonomy places the organism in Eukaryota, Ciliophora, Heterotrichea, Heterotrichida, Blepharismidae.
AUGAAUAAUGGAAGUCAAGGCCAAGAUGAUUUAAUAAAACUCUUAAGCUGAAAUUUUAAGCCUUUUUACAAGAAAUUAUUGAUUUGCUGAUUUAUUUUGAUUAUUAUCGCGGCAAGUUCAGUUGAAUUGUUUAAUAGCCAUUAUGAAGGGAUAUUUUUAUUGCUUCCAGUGAUCUUGAUUUUUUAUAAUGAAUUGGAAAAUUAUAUGAAUUUGAAGCUGAUUUGUGUUUUUUAUUCAAUAAUAGUAUCAUCAAUUCUAUAUUCUUAUCGAAGAAGCUCGAUCUUAGAAAACCUGCCUAUUAUUUUACUGAAUAUAUCAAUUCUUAUUAUUAUGAUCUUAUAUAUUUACUAUUUUAUUUACAGAAGUCAUCAGCCUGAGAUCGAUUCUCUUACUUCCCAUUUUAGAUCGAAAAAAUAUCCAUAAAUUUCUUUUUUUUUGGUAAAUUAAUUUCAUUUUGAUUGGAGUGAAGUCUAACUUUUUAUAGGUAAAUAAUGUUGUCUAUGAAAACAGUUAAUAUUCAAUUUAAUGUUCCAAAAACAUCAAAUUUUACUUAUAACUUGCUCUAUUUUGGCAAGGAAUAUAAGUAGCAAGCUAUUAGACAAUUUAGUUAUUUUAAUUGAUAGAUAUUUCCUAUAAAUUUUAAGGGUAAUUUUUGUCUAUUAAGGAGGGAGUUACUAAAAAUCCCAAAAAGAUAUAUAGAAAAUGCUCUAGAUGUUUUAUGUAUUUCCAAAACGUUAUAAAAAUUAUCUGUGGCCAUUUCUAUUGUACAGAUUGCUAUGAAAAUAUGGUAAGCAAACAAUUAUUACGAAAGGAUGCAUCUAAAGAUAUUUAUUGCUUAAUAUGUAACAAAGUAAUAGAGACAAAUAUAUUAAUUCAGAGCAAAAAGAGCAACUUAUUUUAUAGAACUAAAAAUCAAGACCCAGAAGUCCAAAAAUUCACUUGCAGACUUUGCAAUGCUACAGCUAAUAGUGGGAUAACUCUGGUCUGUAAUCAUCGCUAUUGCCAUUUAUGCAUACUCAAGCAUGUUGAAAAACUUAUUGACAACUCAAAAGUGAAUGCCUAUGAUUUUGUUUGUCCCGGAUGCCCUAACACAAUUUCAAUUGAGCAAGUAAAAUCUAUAAUAUCAAAAGAAUAUUAUGAUAAGUAUUUAAAUUUAGUAAUAAGAACUUAUAAGCCACAAGAAAAAGGCUUGAUCUUAAAGCAAUGCAUUUAUUGUGGAGUUUACAUAGAAAUACCUGAAGAAUUGGAAGAAUUACGAUGCCCGUCAUGCUUAAAUCUUUACUGUUUAAAAUGCAAUAAUAAACAUCAGAAUAUUACUUGUGAAGAUUUUAAGCUUAAGAAUGAAGAUGAAGAAAAAUUUUUGAGCAAAUAUUUGGCCUGCCCAAAUUGUCAUAGUGAAGUUGAUAAGAAUAAUGGCUGCAAUUAUUUAAUAUGUCCAUGCAAAACUCGUUUUUGUUCUAUAUGUGGGAAAGUAUUAAAAGUAGUUAAUAUUUAGGGAAGCCACUACAGCUAUCAUUUUAAAAAAGAAGGGCCAUUUGGAAAAACAUGCAAUACAUUAGAUAAAAUAGAAGAUGGCUUAUAA